This is a messenger RNA of Pseudophryne corroboree (corroboree frog), 5039 nucleotides long. Its product is annotated as cis-aconitate decarboxylase-like. Gene Ontology annotation, biological process: defense response. Gene Ontology annotation, molecular function: aconitate decarboxylase activity. The record is from RefSeq and is a predicted model, not a curated record. Lineage: Eukaryota; Metazoa; Chordata; Amphibia; Anura; Myobatrachidae. The coding region runs from base 2654 to 4150 and encodes 498 amino acids. The transcript has 8 exons. Gene Ontology annotation, cellular component: mitochondrion.
UUCUUCAUGCUUGUUUCUGGAAACACAUUGCCGCUCCUUUCAUUUUCCCAGCCCCUUCCAGGGGAAUGUAAGACGUAAUUGCUGUAAACGCUAAUGAUCUUUUCUGUUACUCAGAGAUACAAUAGAAACAAGACCUUUUAACCCACUUGCACAACACUAUAAUCUUCCGAAGGGACAUCACUUUUUUUUCUUUGACACAAUAGCUCAGGGGCUUGGCUUUGUACAUUUAAUUGAACCAUUUAGAUGCAAUCAUGUUAGUACUAACAAGGGUGGACUCUCCAUAAAGUCACUUACAGUAACUGUUAUCAAUGACGUCUGGACUGGACAUGACAUCAUACAAAUUUGUCAAAACAAAAAAGGUAUCAGGAAGGCAGGAAAUUCCCAAUGUCCUCCUUACAUGGCUGUAAUGGUAACCUUAGUUUCUACAUGAACUUUAUUGCUGUUCUCGCUUUACCUGUUGUGUACAAAUGUACCAAUCUAGUUGUACUGUAGUUGUGUCCUUCCUUGAGGGUGGUCUUCUGUAUGCCGAAUGUCGGGAUCCCGGCACACAGUAUACCGGCGCCGGAAUCCCGACACCCGGCAUACCGACAAGUAUUCUCCCUCGUGGGGGUCCACGACCCCCUGGAGGGAGAAUAAAAUAGCGUAGCGCGCCACCGUGCCCGUAGCGUGGCGAGCGCAGCGAGCCCGCAAGGGGCUCCUUUGCGCUCGCCACGCUGUCGGUAUGCCGGUGGUCGGGCUCCCGGCGCCGGUAUGCUGGUCGCCGGGAGACGAUCGCCGGCAUACCAUACUACACCCUUCCUUGAUCCUGGCUGUUCAUCUCCUCUCCAUGCCACAGCACACAUGAUUCCUAUAGACAUUCAGUGGCUGUUAUUGCCCCUCUCAUUGUACUCAAUUGCAGAAAAUGAAGUUAGUGCUUACCCAUUUGUGUAGUAUAUUCAGAAAUUAAUGAUUAAUUAACAGCAGAUAUGUAUUAAAACAAUUUAUUACAGUUCAUUAUUAUUAUUAUUAUUAUUUUCAUAUGUCUGUCCUAUUCAGGCAGAACUUGGAUGGAUCUGUCUUUCGGUGAAAAUGUUUUUUACAAGGCGUCAACUGGACGGUGACAGCGUGAUUGUAUGGAACUAACCUGACUUGUGGGAGCAUCAUAGGAGUUUUGUGGGCAUGUAUCAAAAGCUCCAUGCGAUUCUGAGUCGUGCAUAAGGGGAAGGGAUGGAUCUUUUGCUUCUAGCAUGGGGCUGGUGCAGAUGCCAACAUUAACCAUGAUGGUUGUGGCAGUGGGCAUAAAAUGAGCAGUCCGGCUUUCUGCUUGUGGACACAUGGGUCCUUGCAUAAGCUGAGCAGAGUGUUGCAUUGGUAUAAGGUAGGAAGCCUGGCUUCCACAGCUGCCGACUACUAUAGUCACUUUGUGUGUGACUCAGAAUCAGCCACAGAUACACAUCUAUAUGCACAAAUAUAUAUAAAGUGCUGGUAGAAUAAAGGCGCUAAAUGUAGUAUGUGGUACAGAUAUGAACCUUUAAUAAAAUAAGCCGAUAGGUUUCCAUAAAUGUGGAAAAAAUCUUUGUAAUACAUGUGAUCACACAAAUAGGAAAACAACUGAAUUUGUUUUACAUUGUAGAUCUACUUUUGCUAUCUAUGAUACUAUGUGGUUUUGGCAAGCAACAUAUAGGAAGGACAACACAUAUGUUGCACACCAGGUUUAUGGAGCAUUGGCAAAACAUUAAUAAGGAAAUGAAAACACUUCCCUUGUCUAGCCAUAUUUCACAAAGUAAUGUAGCCCAUACACUUAUGAGAUAUCAGGUACUAUCCUUCAAUUUCGAUCGCAGCUGUGAGAUAAAUCGAAGGAUUGUAUGCACAUUUUAGGUACUUUGCGACGUGAUGCCGGUCGAAUCUCACGUCUCAAGAUAGUUUGUGCUGCACUUAAUACUUAUCGAAUCGCGGUGCGAUCGCAUGUUGUUUUUUACCACUUUCGAUUUAUUACAAUGCGAUGUGCGAUAUGUGAAGACAUGAGCCGACUUCCUGGCCACUCCUCUUCCCCACCACUGCGCACAUGACUGGAGAGGAGGCUGCAAGCACACUGCUGAGCUCCCAAACAGCGGACAAGAAGUCCUAUGAGAGCCGUAAUUUCCUAUUGGGCUUUAGCAGCCUGUACCAUGAGUACAGCAACAAACAGAAGAGGGAGGCUGCUUAUAACAGCCUAGUGUAGUACUCGAAGCCCACCUUCUUGCUGCCUCGCUGGCCUGGGUCUGGAAGAAAAGUGCCAAUAUACGGACAGUCUAUGUAAAAGAGAACCGCAAGGUGGAGGAGUCCAAGAGGUCAGGGGCCGGUGCAGACAAGGUGUAUGUGCCACAGCUGUGGUACUACAAAGAACUAAACUUCCUCCUGGAGAAACGGUCAACUAAGAAGUCCCUAGUGGUGAUGGCAGAGUCCGAGGAGGGAAGUCUGGAUGUGGAGGAGGCCGAAGGGAAAUUCCCAGCACAAAACCUGCACCCGUUUCCUGGGUGGAAGCUGCUCAUGUAACGCCCACAUGCACAGUGUCUGCACCAGAAUAUAAGGAUGCAUAUAUCUGGACAUUCACAUGAACAUCCUCUCAUCCAACACAGAGUAAGACAUCGCUGAAGAAACAGUUCACAUCAUUUAUAAGAGAUCUGAAGUGAAGAUGAUUUCUACAGCUGUUAAAAGCACAAAGAGCCUUCACCAACUAUCAAGGCACAUUCACAAGUCAGCUGCAAAAGUGGCUGUGGAAAACCAGUUAGAAGAAUCCGUCACCAACAGUUUUGCCUCAUUCAUCCAUGAGAUCCGCUCCGAUCACCUCUCUGAUAUUGUGCGGCACAGAAGUAAGCGCAUGAUCCUGGACAGCAUUGGGGUCGGACUGGUUGGCAGCACAACUCAUGUCUUCAAUAUCGUGGUGAAAUACUGCCAGGAUCUAUACUUUUCAACAUCUGGAAAUUCUGCCCUUUGUUCAGUCUAUGGACAGAAAGGUUUAAAGCUCUCUCCAACCCUGGCUGCCUAUGCCAAUGGAGUUGCUGCUCACUCCAUGGACUUUGAUGACACGUGGCACCCUGCCACACACCCUUCUGGUGCCGUGCUUCCUGCCAUCCUGGCACUGUCACAGAUACUUUCACAAGGCAGAGAGAUCAGUGGUGAGGAACUGCUGACGGCUUUCAAUGUGGGGAUUGAAAUACAAGGAAGACUUAUGGGUUUCUCCAGCGAAGCAAAGAGCAUUCCUAAAAAAUUUCAUCCACCAUCUGUGGUUGGCACCAUGGGAAGUGCUGCAGCAUCAGCCAAACUCCUCUCAUUAGAUAAAGAUCAAUGCACUCAUGCUCUGGCGAUUGCAGCCUCCCUUGCUGGUGCUCCUAUGGCAAAUGCUGCCACCCUGGCUAAACCCCUGCACAUUGGCAAUGCCACAAGGUUAGGUCUGGAAGCUGCUAUACUGGCUGCUAAGGGAAUGGAGGCCAAUACUCUCAUACUUGAUGAUGUGCCCGGCUGCGCUGGGUUUAGUGCAUUUUAUGGCGAUUACCAGCCUACAUCAUUAUCUCCACCAGGAAAACAUUAUGAAUUUCUCCUUGAGAAGCAAGACAUUGCAUUCAAGUCUUUUCCUGCACAUCUAGGAAUGCACUGGGUCGCUGAUGCUGCUGUCUCAGUUAGGAAUAGAGUUGUCCAACAAUAUGGCUCAUUUGAUCCAUCCACUAUUCAGUCUAUUGUUCUUAGAGUCCCAGUAUCCAAAUACAUUAACAGGCCCCAUCCAGACUCAGAGCACCAGGCUCGCCACUCUUUCCAGUUCAAUGCCUGCACCGCACUCCUGGAUGGUGAAGUCAACAUCCGCUCCUUCCAUGAAGACACCAUGUUUCGUACAGAACUCCACAAUCUCCUGAGCAAAGUGGUGGUGGAACAUCCUCGAGAUAAUGAAGCCAACUUUGACAAGAUGUAUGCAGAGGUGGCUGUGCUGCUGAGAAAUGGGGAUCUGGUGACCGGGAAAUGUGACACUUUUUAUGGGCAUUGGAGAAAACCACUGAGUCAGGAAUCACUGCUGAAGAAAUUCACCUCCAAUGCCAGACAUGUCUUGCAGGAGAACCAGGUGCAAGGUGUAAUACAGAUAGUAGACAAUCUAGAGAGUGUCAAAGACAGCUCCCUACUGCCAUUGCUACUUCAGUAACUCACAUAAGUAUUCCUCUUACUCUGUUUACAACAAUCCUAAGGCGGGACUUUAGGGUGAUAUUUAUUAAUCAGUGUAUAGUAUUUAUAAAAGAUCUAUAUUUCUUAUCGGAUGUAUGACAAAAAUUAUGCUGUUUUAAGAGCUACAAUAUGUCACAUACAGCUCAAAAAACUAAAAUAGUUGUAUAUUGAAAGAGCGUCAUUAUUAAUUUGCUAUAAUAUUUUUGAAGGUGGGCAUCAUCAUCCUCUGGUCUAUAAUAGUCCGAUGUGUCUGGUUAGGUUUGGCAAAUUCUAGAUGAUAUUGAGGACUUACAUUUCAUGGUGAAGCCAAGUCCUUUCCCAUCAGACACCCUAGUGCACAUGUGACAUACCCUCCCUCAGUUGCUCAGUUAUAUAAGUGUGCUAGAAUAUAUUGUGCAUUAAGAUGUACUAUUAGGUGUAAUCAUUUCAUGACGUCAAUAAAUCAUGAGACGCCAGGUGUCACGUGCCUCACUUAUCUUACUGGAUCCUAGUGAAUUAAUAAUCUGAAUAUUGCUUAGGCUGACUAAAUGAUUGCCUCUACUGAGUGUAGGAUGACAAAUGGUGGGUUAUACUGUUUCUCCUGACCAUUUACAGGCACCCUAUUAUACACUUGUUAAAUAAUUAUUUAUUUUUCUUUUUUAACACAUAGAUUUGAUUAAACUGUUGUUGUUUUUUGUUAAGAAUAUUUUAAUAUAUUUAUAUUUUAGUGUACUUAUAGGUGCCUAUUUAGAAGUGUCCACAUAUGAAAUGCAGAUGUUGAAUUAUUUACAAAUGUAAUAUACUUUAGAAUAUGAAUCAAAUCUGCUGACUGUGUUUCCUAUGAUACAAAUACUUUAUGUUUUGUACAUUAAAUUGUGUUUGAAAAAUAA